AUGUCAUUCUAUGAACUAACUCCAAAAGACAAAGCUAACCAAGAUUAUCCUUUCCAACAACUUGAAGGUAAAGUUGUCUUAAUUGUAAAUGUCGCUUCCAAGUGUGGUUUCACUCCUCAAUACAAGGGUUUAGAAGAAAUAUAUCAAAAAUACAAGGACCAAGGUUUAGUCAUCUUGGGCUUCCCUUGUAACCAGUUCGGUCAUCAGGAACCAGGUAACGAUGAAGAAAUUAGUUCCUUCUGUUCAUUGAACUACGGUGUAACUUUCCCUGUCUUGAAGAAAAUCGAUGUUAAUGGAGCAAACACAGACCCAGUUUAUGACUAUUUGAAGAAUUCCAAGUCUGGGCUAUUAGGUUUCAAAGGUAUUAAGUGGAAUUUCGAAAAAUUCUUAGUUGACAAGAAAGGUAACGUUUACCAAAGAUACUCUUCUUUGACCAAGCCAACUUCCAUCGAAGAAGACAUCCAAAAAUUAUUAAAAUAA
This is a messenger RNA of Tetrapisispora phaffii CBS 4417, 480 nucleotides long. RefSeq names its product glutathione peroxidase. Gene Ontology annotation, biological process: response to oxidative stress. The record is from RefSeq and is a predicted model, not a curated record. The coding region runs from base 1 to 480 and encodes 159 amino acids. Gene Ontology annotation, molecular function: glutathione peroxidase activity. Lineage: Eukaryota; Fungi; Ascomycota; Saccharomycetes; Saccharomycetales; Saccharomycetaceae. The transcript has a single exon.